Messenger RNA from Pediculus humanus corporis (human body louse), 5811 nucleotides. RefSeq lists its product as uncharacterized. The record is from RefSeq and is a predicted model, not a curated record. The transcript is spliced from 15 exons. Bases 1 to 5811 code for a protein of 1936 amino acids. Lineage: Eukaryota; Metazoa; Arthropoda; Insecta; Psocodea; Pediculidae.
AUGGUUUUUUUAGAAGGAAAACACGUGCGUAUGUGCGUGGUAAAAAUAUUUUCCGAAAUCAGUAAUACAAUUAAGAAAUCACAUACGGACGUUGAAACUAAAGAAACAAACAUAACCGAUUCGAUAAUAUCGAGUUACGGUGUCGGUCCCACCGACGAUAAGGGCAGACCAUUGUUUGGUCUUCAAGCGUUGAGAAGGCAUAAGGGAAAAACGGAAACGGAUACGACCGAUUACUUACAAAAAGAACCACAAUCCCCGGACGAUAUUAAAGAUUCAUCUGGCAGAGCUUUUUUCGGUUUGAAUGCUUUGAGAGCUCCCAGAAAAAAUAUCGAAACAUUUGAUGAUACCGACUCUAAAUUUAAAGAAUUAACACUUAAUAACACAGACACUCGUUCAAACAUUUGUCGUGAUUGUUUGUAUAUGGAAAUGGAAACAGGAAAUGACAUAGUUGUUGUUGUUGUAGACGUAGACGUAGAAAUGUCGUCGAGCCCUCGUGAUUCUCCUCUGAGAACUAAAAAUUACGAGGAUGAUGGUGGUGAGGAUUUACAUCCGGAUGAUGUUGAUAGAAUUUUAUCCGAACCGGGUCAAUCAUUGAAAGACAUGAUUAAAAAACACGAACGUUUAUUGGAUGAUGACGAUUAUAAAACAACCGAAAAAACAUCAUCAUCAUCAUAUUCAACGAGCACGGUUGUUAGAUCUUCUGCUGUAAGAAGACCCGAUGGUACCGUUUCCGUUAAGAAAAACGUCAUAAGAGGAGAAACAACGUCUAAAAAUGAUGAAGAACCGAAAACGAGAGUCACGAGAGAAGAAUAUUCUUACGAAACUCCUGGUCAUGAACCGAUUGACAUCCUCGAUAUUGAUAGCGAAGAUGAAAAAUCAUAUAGAAGAAGAUCGAUUAAAUCCGUUACGAGCAGAUCAUCGACAACGGAUUCCGUUAAAGAUAGAUUCAGAAGCACAGUUUCGCCAACAUUGAAAACCACUCGUAAAACUCCAUCUCCAGAAAGAGGCUCACCCGAUCGAUACAUGGAUUCGCCAUCUCGUUUAUCGAACAGGACUCCAAUUGACGAUUACUCGAGAAGAAGAGAUGAUUUCGAUGAUAGAAGUCAAUCGUCUAGAAAAUCCAUAAGCGAUAGAUUAACACAAUUGUCAAAAAAAUUUUCAAACGAUUCCAUUGAUAGAAAAUCUGAUUUUAGAGAUACUAAAACGGAUACGCAAUACAGCACUUACGUAAGUAAAACUUCAAACACUUACAAAACUUCCGUCGAUGGAAUGUCUUCUCCAUCGAUUGAUUCUCACAGAUACGGAUUAGAAAAUGGAAUCCCAGAUAGAAAAUAUUCUUCUCCGCGAGAUGACGAACCAGGCUAUCGUCGAGGAUCAUCAACACCGAUUGAUGACGUCAAAGAAACAUUAUACCGUAAAUUUACGGGUACCGAUGAAACCGAGCAUCACAGCAUGCCUAGUUUCAGUAGAAUUGGAAAAGGAGGCUCCGUCAAAGCGUUAUCUCAAAAAUUCCAGCAAGCUGCAGCCGAGACACCCAAAACCGGGGUUUCAUCUUACCCAAAAGCGGGCCUGAUACUUCGGUCGACCAGCUUCAAGCACACGAAUGGUGAUUUAACAUCUCCAGAUUCACCAGGAUUCAAACAUUCGGCUUCGAUGGAAGUUAGAGUUGGAUCCCCCAGCAGAAGCGGUACGGAUUAUCCGAACGAAAGAGGACGCGGAGAUUCGGGACGCAGUUGGUCUCCUGGACACAGGGAUAGAUUGAGUGACGUUAACGAACGUCGUUACGUCACACAAACGACAGAAAUAAGAACGGAAAGUGGCGGAAAAUCAUUUCUUGGAAAUCCUUCAAAGGUGACCGGCGUGCAAGAUAUAAUAACUAGAAUGAGAGCAGCAGAUCAAGAUUCACUUGCUGACGACACAGCUAGCGAUACGGAAGCUCGAGCUCUUCUUAAUAAGUUUCUUGGAGCUUCCGUUAUGAUGUCUGGUAUGGAACCUUUGGUGAAAGCCUCCGGAGCUAAAAGUUCAACUUUAGUGUCUGAAGUUGAAAGACAAAGAAUAUUAGAUUCUCCGACCAGGGGUGAUUACAAGGAUUACAGCACCUCUAACGAUAAUAUCGACGAUAUUUGGGACGAAAAAAGAUUAAGACAGUUGACUACUUUAGAAUCCCGGUUGGCAACGGAACAAUCAUUAGAUUCUAAAACGAAAGACAAUUUAAUACAACUCGUUAUUCAAUUACAAAAAUCGUUAAAAAUGACACCUUGUUCCGAUGAGGGGAAAAUUUACAACGAAUCUUCUUCUUCCACUUCUAAUAAAAUGUCGAAUAGGAAAAGAUUUUUAAAUCGAAGGCUUUCGCGCCAAAAUAGGCACACGGUUGUUGUAACGACAAAAGAAUUAGCUGAUGCUAGGCGUUUAAUGGAAUCUAAUUCCGGUUAUCAGUAUAGUUCUUACGCUGUUUCAACUCCUUCCUUAAAUAAUCUUUCCAAAUCUACCGAUGAUGAUGAUGAUAGUCAUACUAAACCGGUGGUGGUUGAAUCUUCUUACGGUAUAAAAAAACAAAAAUCCGUUGGAGAUUUAUUAUUUGUCGAUAAUAAUUUAAUAAAUAACAAAACGUUCAGAUCCGUUAAAUUCGAUCCGGUUAAAAAUAAAUUUUUCGGUACGGUUUUGGGUAAUUCAGUUGCUAAACCUUAUCACAGUGUUUGGGACAUACCUUCCGAAACGGAAAAAUCAAAUUUCGGUCGCGAGAAUCCGACGAAAGGUUCUGAUAAAAUAAAUUUCAACCGAAACGAAAUUUCUGGAAAGGAGGAUGCCGAUGAAAUAAAAAGUAAAAAAAUAAAAAAUUCAACGAGUAUUAGUGAUUGUGAUAAUCGUUUAAAUAAUACUUUAAAAUCUAAUAAACCUGUGAUAAGUGGUAGCAGACGAUCGUCAAAAGAAAAUAAAUAUAAAAAAGAUGGGAUGAGCACGACGGAAAGUAGCGAGUCGACGAUGAUGACGAGUAGCGACGACGAAUCAUCUUCGAGUGAUGAAAAUAAUGAAAAAAAAUCCAAUAUAAAAUCACCAUCAUUUAAAAACAAAACGGGAAAAAGAUUAAGUAGUAAUAAUAAUAAUAAAGAAUAUACAAAUAAUGAAAUAAUGAAACGGACGACGGGAAAUAAUCAUUCGAAUAAGGAAAAUUUUAUAAUAAACAAUGUCGAAAGACGAAUACAGGAAAUUCAAAAUGAAAACAAACAUCGUAGCAGGCCCAAAGGAAGAUCGAUCGAAGAAUUGGAAAAAGCUUACAGAGAACGAAAAGCUUUGGAUGCUGCGGAAAAUAAAAAAAAAAUUAAAAAUCAAAUUUUACAUUCUAAUGAUGAUUCGACGACGCGACGACGACAAACAACAACCGAUUUAAAAUCUAAACCUGUGACGAAAGACUGGAAUCAUACUGGAGGAGAAAUGGCGAGAGAUGUUUCGCGUACGGAAAGCGAAAUGUCGAUAUCAUCAACGAGUACGGAAAAUAGCAUUUGUCACGCACAAAAACUAUUGAAAAUGGCAAAAUCGUGUGAUGGCGUCACCGGAAAUGAUGACGAGAAAUCAGCGAAUAAUUCACAAUCGUCGAGUUCGAAUAUAAUAUGGAGAAAAGAUCAUCAAAAUCCGACGAAUCGUUCGAUACAAGAUUCGAAAUAUUCAUCACCCGAUCAAUGGGAAAAUAGAUUUAAUAAAAUAAAAACGGCUUUCGAAAAUGUUGACGUCAUCAAAGAUGAUGACGUUAAAUUUGGACAUCGGACUACUGCUAGAGUGAAAAGUCCGAAAUUUUUAUCGAAAAGUGCCGAUAGUUCUUCGACGGAUUUAAAAUUUAAUGAUAAAAUAAAUCGUGAAAAUAGUUUCGUAAAUAAAUUACUACUGAAUCGGAAAAACUCUCUGGAAAAUUCUGUUAAAUUACCGUGGGCUAAUGCGACGAGUGACGGUGUGAUUGUCGGAUCGUUGACGGUUUGCCCGGAAAAAUCGAAAAUGAAUUAUUUUCCUCCUAUUUCUCCUCAACCCGUCAAUCAAUUCAGGCACGCUCCCAUGUCGGCUUUUAAACCCGUUCAAAAAAAAUCAGAGACUCGCGGCGUGGAAAAUCAACAGAAAUUUAUUUUCAACGAACCUUCCAAUCAGCACAAGGUCAAAUUUGAUCCUUUCGCUCGGGAAAAUUCAAAUGAUAAUAAUUAUCCAAUUUUACCCUGGAUAAAAAACAAUGAAGUCGCUCAAUGUGAAAAUUCCGUUAAUUCGACUCUGGCCAAAUUCGAAAGUUUGUAUAGUUCCGCACAUCGAGUGCACACCCCUCAAAUCCUAGGUCCAGGUAUUGCACCUUUGCUAUUUAAAUCUCCUAGUCAGCCAUCUUUGAUUCAGUCUAAGGCCAAAUCGUUCACGCCGUCUUAUCCAAAUGUUAAAUACACCGAACCUAAAGUUAACCAAAUGAAUUUUUCUUCCGAUGAACCUAUUCUCCGGUACGAUGCUCCAUCGGUAAAACAAAAAGCACAAAAUUUUCAAAAUUCAUUUUUGAGUAUAGGCCCCGUGAAAUGUCCGAAAAUUUCAGAACCUAAAAAGGAAUCAUUUAAACCCAUAACCACAUACAGCGUUGACGUUGCGGCAACAUCAACCGUUUAUCCCAACAGCGAUGAUAGUUCCGUUGAAAAUGGUUAUUCUCCAUUACCUGCACGACCCGAAAGUCCUUCCACUCCUGAAGAACAAAUAGCCGUGAGUAAAAUUAUGGGUUCCGCGAAUCAACAGCAAGCUGUGACAAUCAGACAGAAAACUCAAUGGCGAGAUGACGAUAGUAAAUUUUCAGCCGUUAAAAAUUUAACGAACAGUCUGCAAAAAUUAACGACGAGUCCUUCGGAACAAAAAGAUUUACUUUCUCCUAAAAAACCACCCUCUACCCUAAGUUCAUCUUCGAAUACGUCACCUCAAAGAUCUCCUCUUCUUCCUCCGAAGCUACCCACGGGCAAGUUUUCGCCUAGUUCCCUAACACCCACCUCGACAAGUGUCGCAAGCGUAGACGAUAACAAUCAUAAUUCGUUGUAUCAAAAUAAUAAAAGUCCCGGUGAACCCUUUAAACCCACAUUUCCGGACAAAAUAAUCACGAGCAAGCCGUUGGGUAAAAGACCAUCAUCUGCAGAAUCAUUGAUAACAAAUUCCGACGAAAUCUUAGACAAAGAAGAUGAUGGUGUGAUUAUAUCGAGGAUACAAAUUCCACACUGUUUUACCGUUGGAACAAGUCCGUCUUCCGUUUCUCCCAUGAACGUGUCACCAUCUAACGGACGCAUGCAUUCUCCGGAUACGUCACAUUUUUCGUCGUAUUUACAAAAAUCAGAAUCGUGUCAUCAGAUGAACGGUCCGAUAAAAGGCAGACGACCGCAAAGUUUAAUAAUACCGAAUCAACCCGAUUUCAACAAUGGUCAACCCGCACUUCCAAGAGUAUCAUUAAAUCCUUUGUUAAAGACAAAAUCUAGUCACUCGCUAGGAAUAGGAGGAAAACAAUUCGAAGCUUUCAUUAAUCAAAAUUUGGUUGAAAGCAAACAAAAAACGGUUCAAGAAUAUUUUUCUAUGAAAAAUUCAACAUCCAAAUCGAAUAAGAUGAAAAAAAAAGUUUCGAACGGUUCGUCGUCAUCGACCCUUGAUCUCGAUUACAAUUUGGACAACGUGGACGAAGCUUUCGAUGCACUUUUUUCCUCGGUUACGACGGAUAAAAAUGAUGGUAAAUCCGUUAGAUCGAAAGAGGGAAAACAAAUAAUGAAAAGCAUGUCGGCUGCUUCUCUCGUUUCUCAAGGGAGAAAUGGCGGGAACAAGUAA